CGCCGAGCCUGGAUUAGACGCAAAUGUGCCGCGUUCUGGUAUGUAUACUCCUGCUUGUCGUUCCCACGCUCCCUUCGUCUUAGGCCGUUGAUGGUCUUGUUUGCGAGUCGCGUCACCCAUGUCAUCCAUCUCCUCAAUUCUGCAUCUUCGCGCUGGGCGCAAUGGCUUGUUGCGACGACGUCUUUGAUAACAUUACGUUGCUGACCGCGUCUCCAGCCGACUCGCGCACUGUAAACACAUCUUCAGCCUAUCACAGGUUUCCAUAAAAGCUGUAUACCUAUUCCUACACAAUGCCGACUCCCGUCUCUGCGCAAGGUCCCUCUCAGCCUCCGCCACAGGACGCGCCCAUUCAUAAUGGAUCCGCCCUAGAGAGCUCCAACAUCUCUUCAUCUAUCACGGACAAUUCUUCAUCUCAAAGCGAGCAGCGAGAUGCAAUAUGGGCAGGGAAAGAGAAAGCCAAAGCUGUGAUGGAGGCAUCGGGAGUCAAUGUCGCGUCUCAACCAAGCGUAAUAUCACCGCCUCACACGCGUCGAGAUGAAUCACCCGGCGAUGGCGCGCCAAUGGCGAACGGUAGCUCAUCGAGAAAGCGUUCAAGAUCAGGAUCGCGAAUUCCAUCAAAGCAUACAGAGAAAGAUAAAGAGCCCUCAUUGCAGGAAUACCUUUUACACCAGUAUAUCGAACGCGACUCUUUACAUGCGGCGGCGAUGAACGACCAAGCAGAGAUUAGCAGGAAUCGUAUGUUCUUUAAGCGAGCUGAGAGGGAAUACUAUCUUGGCACGAUGAGAAAGCAAAAGUUUGAAGACCCUGGUUCUGUCUUUGGCUAUGGUUACCUUGGAUAUGGCAAUGGUCUGACAGAGCAGCGGCCUGCAAGACUCGAAUAUCCUGAAAAGAAAAAAAGGCCUGGAUCUCGGAGAGCGAGGGCCAUGCAUAUAUCGAGGAAAGACAAGGAACAACAAGCGGAGCAGUUGGAGGAGCUGGUACCUAUACGCUUGGAUAUUGAUUUCGACAACAAGAUAAGGCUGCGCGACACGUUCACUUGGAACCUCCACGACCGAAUAACGCGCCCUGAAGUCUUUGCGGAGAAUUUGGUCGAAGAUUUUAGAGUUCCUCGCGAAUUGGCUCUUCCUGUUGCGCAAAGAGUUCUCUUCGAGAUGACUGAACAGAUUCAAGAUUUUUAUCCCCAUAUAUACAUUGAUGAGGACGCCCUGGAUCCGCACCUACCUUACCACGCAUACAAAAACGAUGAGAUGCGCAUUCUAAUAAAACUAAAUAUAACGAUCGGCCAGCAUACACUUAUGGAUCAGUUUGAGUGGGAGUUAAACAACCCAUCGAAUUCACCGGAGGAGUUUGCAAGUCUGACAGCUCGAGAACUGUCACUCUCCGGGGAAUUUGCAACAGCGAUUGCGCACUCCAUCAGAGAACAAUGCCAGAUCUACACGAAGAGCCUUUACAUCACCGGACAUCCUUUCGACGGAAGGCCUAUCGAGGAUGCAGAUGUUCGUGACGCGCUUCUCCCGUCACCUCUCCCUUCCGUCUUUCGCCUUUCGGUACAUGCUAAAGACUACACCCCAUAUCUUUACGAACUGAAUGAGACGGAGCUAGAGCGGACCGAGCAUUCGAUGCUGAGAGAACAACGGAGGCAGAAACGAUCUGUUAAUCGUCGCGGAGGACCUGUUCUGCCCGACCUCAAGGAUAGGCAGCGCACAGUCCGAACCUUGAUCGUAUCCUCUGUAUUACCAGGAGCGGCAGAAAACCUUGACGGGAGUCGGCUGUACAAGGUUGUUCGGUCAUCAGGACGCAAACGAGUUACUGGUCGAUUAGACGGCGGUGAUGAUUCAGACGAGAGUGAAGAGUCUGAUUCUGCCCCCGAAUCACCUGCUCCUUCGCAGCUGGUUGGUGGUACUGCCCGUACAAGAGGCAUGAGAGGCGCUGCAUCUGCAGCGCAGGCGGCCAUGCGAGCCAACCUAGGCCGAUCUGCAACCCCCGAAAUUGCCACUCUACACCACCAUGAGACGCGCACUUCAAGGCGUUCCGGUCUUCCUGAGCGAGAAGAAAGCAUAGCAGAGACUCUUGUAGUCAAGCUUCAUAUUGGCAGAGAAGCUAUGCGAAGCCUUCAGCAAGGGAAAAGAAUCCAUACAGCGUCAGCAAGCACGCCUCGUAUGCCGCAAAGAGCGUCAUCCCAACGUAGUACACCUGCUGCAUCUGGAAUGUUACCUCCACCGUCGCCUGCCAUGAAACAACAACCUUCACCUCAGCAGCGAGGGGCCGACGACUCCAAUAACAACCCGCCGUCGCAAAGUGUCCAGUAUUCUGCUGAUGGUCGGGUAGAGGCCCCGUAUCCUCUACCUGCUAACUAUACACCACCUCCACCUCCACCAUGGCUAGUGUCGUCACUCCGAGCUCUUCAAAGUAGGUAUAAGGAAGAUUCUUUUGAAGCCACUAUGCGCUGGAGCGCUGUCGAUAAGACGACCGGAGCAUCACAAAAACUGGAAUUGGCGCAAGGUGCACCCGUACCGCCCAACAUUAAACAUCAGUUCCUUCCACGAAUACGGUGUAAUGACUGUCCAGGAAAAUUAUAUACUGCAGGUCCCGAGCUUACACUUGACAACUUUGAGAUUCAUUUGAAGAACCGAGGACAUAGAAGUAAGGUCGACGAACGCAAACGAAGGUAGCACGACGCAGGAUCGGCGCCUGGCUCUGGGCACUCAUGGGCGUCUCUGUUUACCUGUACACACAAGUUUGGUUAGGGGCGUCAUUGUGUUAAUGUAGUGUACGGAGGAUCAGCAUUGAAGGUGUUUCACUGGAAGUCGAAGUAUCCUUCUGGUCACCAGUCUAGACGAGUCAGCGAUAUUUGAUGUAUUAAGAUAAAACUAUUCUACCCAAGUCUGUCAUUGUCUGGCAGACUCGGUUCACGAUUUAACGCUCUUACUUCCAUGAUUGUUGCUACUGUUUGAUCUCUUCUGUUGCAUGGCUAACUGUCCAUGAUGCCACGCAGGUCCUGUAAUGUAGUCAACGAUAACCGACAGCGUCCCAG
This is a messenger RNA of Pseudovirgaria hyperparasitica, 3034 nucleotides long. Its product is annotated as SNF5-domain-containing protein. The record is from RefSeq and is a predicted model, not a curated record. Gene Ontology annotation, cellular component: nuclear chromosome; nucleus; SWI/SNF complex. Bases 291 to 2672 code for a protein of 793 amino acids. NCBI's taxonomy places the organism in Eukaryota, Fungi, Ascomycota, Dothideomycetes, Acrospermales, Acrospermaceae. Gene Ontology annotation, biological process: regulation of transcription by RNA polymerase II; chromatin remodeling. Gene Ontology annotation, molecular function: transcription coregulator activity. The transcript has 2 exons.